This is a messenger RNA of Cercopithifilaria johnstoni, 1275 nucleotides long. Lineage: Eukaryota; Metazoa; Nematoda; Chromadorea; Rhabditida; Onchocercidae. The record is from the annotation of a GenBank genome assembly.
AUGAAGGCAUGCCUAUGUUUUUGCUUUCUUACGCUCAUAUCCAUAAUGCAAUGCCUAAAUAUGAAACGUGAAUUCGAUGGUACAAAUUCAAUGGAUCAGAAUAAAAAUACGGAGAAAGAGCGUAAGAUGGAUUUUGCAAGCAAUUUUCCAACGAAAAUUACUGCAAACGAAGCUAAAGAUACUAAAUAUAAAAAUGACGAAUAUUCGGCCAAUUAUAAAAAACUCUCUGCUACUGAAAAAGUUGUAUCAAUGAACGUGACCCAACAACGUGACCCGAUCAUUAUUGGUAAACCGGAUCUAAGUGAUGUAUGCUUUCGAGUUUACAACGAAUGCAUUGUUGUUAAUGCGCAACCGUAUGAACGACGAUCUAACAUGCAAUUAGACGAAUGCAAGCAACGAUGCAUGCAAUCACAAAAUGACGCUUACAGUUGUCGUUCAUUGGUGUAUGAUAUUACUAAUAAGGUUUGUGAUUUUUUUACUCACCAAGGUGAUCAGCCACCUUCAAAACUACUCAAAUACUAUGAACAUUCAUAUUUGGAGCCAACUUUUGUUAAUGGAUGUGAUUUGAAAUAUGCAAAGAGGAUGAAGACGAGAGAAACAGAUUCUACAGACAAAACGAUAAACAAUGCAAUGCUGUUGAAUGAUUUAACUAAAGAAGAUAGAAAUCAAGAAAGUUGUGAAGAAGGGAAAGUUGUCAAAUAUCUGCGAACUCAAGGAUUUAAAUUUGAUAGCGAUAAUCGGAUAAAUUUAAAAGCUUAUAAUUUGGAUAGAUGCAUUGAUGCAUGUACCAACAAUAUCGAUGAUAAAAGGCGUCCUUUUCGAUGUCGUUCUUUCGAUUAUGACGAAAAUGGUUGUAAUUUAAUUGGCGAAGUAGCAACACGACGUGGUAGCAGACAGCUAAAACAAAAUUCUAUCUCUAAUUAUUAUGAAAAAAUUUGUAUUGAUGAUGAUUUAAUGAGCAGUGAUUGUCAAAGUAUAAAUCGUUUCCCACAAAUGAUAUUAAUUGGAUUUGCGGAAGCAGUUAUUACAACACAAACAUUUAUGGGAUGUUUUGAAAAUUGCUUAAAAUCACGACAAUUAUUUGCAAUGAAUUGUACCAGUGCUGUAUAUUUCUAUGAGGAAUUGGAGCAAAAUUGUAUUUUAAACAGUGAAAAUAGACAGACGCAAAAGAAUCUUUUUGUGGAAGAGAAUGCUGAUAUUGUUGAUUAUUUCGAAAUAAAUUGUCCAUUAAGAAAACAAAAGAAAAUCAUUGAUGAUUUAAUAUUUAAAAGUUAA